Penicillium atrosanguineum is the source of this 1839-nucleotide messenger RNA. RefSeq names its product shugoshin family protein. Lineage: Eukaryota; Fungi; Ascomycota; Eurotiomycetes; Eurotiales; Aspergillaceae. The coding region runs from base 1 to 1839 and encodes 612 amino acids. The record is from RefSeq and is a predicted model, not a curated record. The transcript is spliced from 4 exons. Gene Ontology annotation, biological process: meiotic chromosome segregation. Gene Ontology annotation, cellular component: nucleus; chromosome, centromeric region.
AUGGCUCGGCUGAAUGAUUUUGCUGCUCCCUCGGAGUCUGUUGAGGCUUUGAAGCGUCGAUUCGUGCGGCAAAAUCGCGAGAUCGCACGGGUCAACUCUAUGCAGUCACUUCGCAUCCGCAGCUUAGAGUCCGAAAUAUCGCAUCUCCUAGGGGAAAAUGUUUCACUACGGGAACAAGUCAUCAACCUCACCCAAGAAAUCGACCGACUAGAGUCAGCCAAAUUGCUCCACGAUGGGGUCUACGAUAUAAAGAGUCGCCUGGACGCAAAAGUCGCCGAGCUCAAUGGAAUUGCAUCAGAGUUAGGAAUGUUACCACGCAAAAUUGGCAAGGUUGGAGACAAGGCUGGCGAUUCCGAUCACUCAAAAGCGACCGCACUAGACACGAGACCUCGAGCGACAGACUCAGAAUUCAAUACCGGAGUCGACGACGGCAAGCUCCCCGCCAUAUUGGAGGAUAAAUACUUCCCGCGCCGGACAUUGGAGCCUCAAGAAAUCCACAAUCUCGUUCAGGCUGAUCACAGCCUGCCCAAUUCUCCCCACGCGAUCCAUCUGGAUCACGAUCAUUCAGAUAUUACCGCGGAUAUUUCCAGCCCCCUUUUCAGCAAGCCCCUACCAAGGCGCCAGCCUGAGACCGAGACCGAUGCCCUAGCUCUAGUGUCAUCUCUUCCCCCUACACUCGAGACACGAAAGAAGAAAAAGAAGACGGUUUCGUCGGGACCUAUUUCCGAGGGCAUGGCCCCGCCAGAGAGCCCAAGUCCGAAGAUUGGCGACACACAACCUGGGAAAUCCGGAUCGAAGCGCAAAUUCAGGCCUGACGACGAUGGAUUCUUGUCCGAUACAGCGCCGGAAGAUGAUGAGUUCCAAUUUCGUCGUCCGAGUCAUAGCCCUUUGAAGCAAACAGACCCAUUCGAUUUCAUGCGUCCGGAUUUCUCGCCUAGCAAAACACCGGUGAACAUGAAGCGAGGAUCGUCGAGCUCCGGGGCCAGCAAACGAAAGGUUCUUGAGCCGAAGAGCGCAAAUGCCAACCUCGGAUCCCCUCAAAAGGCUCGAGCAUCUUUACAACCCGAGAACAAGAUGGCGGCGAAAAUGGGAAGGGACGAAAAUAUCAAGUCUCCCGUGAAGCCUAAGGAGCUCGAGAGCAGCAAAAACAAAUCCCUCAGUCAGAAACCACGCGUUCGAUCAACUCCAAUGCUACAGAAGCAGAAACGCUCCAGCCGAUCUACGGAAUAUGACGAAGCAUAUAGCCAGCCCGUCCCCAUCAUGCUCAAAGACUCACCUGUGGCCAGAUCUGGAGAGGGGCUUAUGGGAGUGUCUGAUUUGGCUGCAUCUCGGCCCUCCCGCCGUCGUGGCGCUGUGGUUAGCUAUGCGGAGCCCAACCUCCGAGACAAGAUGCGCCGCCCGACGAGUGAAAUGGCAGACGCAGUCAUAGCCGGCGGGUCUCGCAGAUCGUCCAGUCUCCAAUUUCGUGAGAGUUUGGACAACGCAGACGACCAUUCAAGAAAGAGCGGGGCUGGUUCUGGUUCUUUAUUGAAUGGCAGUCUUCCUGCAGAUUUGGCUCUCGCAGACCAGGCAACCGACGUGUUCAUGAAGGACAUUGCACCGGAGCAAUUAAUCGAUACGGUUUCUCAUCGGAGACAAUCGCGGCGGCAUUCGUCGAAUCCGAAGAGCACCGCUCGACACGUAUCAUCGCAUGACGUGGACUUCGGAGAAUCGCCGACCACUUUCACGCAGAUGGAAGGCGCGGAAGGUGAAGAAACUCCCGGGUGGAACUCUGCAAUGGAUGUAGGGCAUCGGCGAGAAACUCGCAUUGCGGCAAGGAGAAAGAGUAUGAUGGUGUGA